Messenger RNA from Salvelinus sp. IW2-2015, 601 nucleotides. The record is from RefSeq and is a predicted model, not a curated record. Lineage: Eukaryota; Metazoa; Chordata; Actinopteri; Salmoniformes; Salmonidae.
AUGACCACAGACCUGACCACAGACCUGACCACAGACAUGACCACAGACAUGACCACAGACCUGACCACAGACAUGACCACAGACCUGACCACAGACAUGACCACAGACAUGACCACAGACCUGACCACUGACCACAGACCUGCCACAGACAUGUCCACAGACAUGACCACAGACAAAACCACUGAUCUGACCACUGAGCAAGAUGCUUGUGUUUGGUCAGUAGAAACGUAUUCCCUGUAUGCUCUGACAGAGACCACAGACACCGUGGUUCCAGAAUGUCCCGUUAUUCCCCUGGGGGAGAGAGUCGACUGUUUCCCUGACGCCGGUGCAUCUAAGCUGGGGUGUCUGCAGAGAGGCUGUUGUUGGAGUCCAUUGGACGAGAGAAACGCUCCAUGGUGCUUCUUCUCCACCAAUCACGGCUACUCUGUGGUGCGCGAGGAGAAACCCAACACCUACAGCUUGUCGGCCCUUCUGAAAAGGAAGGUUGCCCCCUCUCUGUUUGGUGAAGACAUAGAGGAGCUGGCUUUCCAUGUUGACAUGCAGACAGUGAACCGACUGAGAUUCAAGAUCUCAGAUGCCCAUACAGCGAUUUGAGGUUCCC